CGUCGCAACGCAAGUGUUGGUGAAAUUCGUUUAUUGCUUAGCUCUGUAUGUACAAAGGACAGAAGGAACAAGUUGCAAAUCUUGUCAAUUACGUUUUAGUACAAAAACACUAUACACAUAAAACUUAAACCGAAUAAUAAACAAUUCGUGAAUUGAAUUGCUAGCAUUGCUUUAAAAAGUAGAAAAAUCGACGCUCUUUCCUUUUUCUCUCUCUUUCUCCUUUGAUCGUCGGGUAUAUGUACACAUCUACAUACACACAUACAUAUGUGCGUUGUGCUAUGAUUAUUGUUAUAUUUUACUUUUUGCUUGGCCUCUCACUCUAUCGCGUUCGCGACUUUCUCAAAAUUUUAAAAGUAUAAGAAAAAAAAGUAAAAACUAUAAUAAACAAGGCAAGCCACAUUGCAGUACGGGACGAGUAUGCGAACAUGAGCAUAUGCAAUGUAUACAUAUACAUAAGUAUGUGUGUCUGUGCAAAUUAAUGACAACGAAGCCAAUGCGAAGCGAGUGUGCGUGAAUCGGGUGCAAUGAAAUGAGUUUGGCGGACUCGCAGUGUUUUCUUUAAAGUGCAGUUAAAAAUAAAUACAUACACUUGCACGUGUGGUAUGUAUAGAUACGCUUUAAUAUGUAAUUGUAUUAGAUUGGUGUUUCAAAAGAAUUAGCAAAUAUAAUAAUUCAGGCGUAAACUAAGGAUUUUAUUGUACACAUAUACGUUUAAACGUUGUGUUUAAACAUUUAAAAUUUAAAUACUGCCUGAAAAGAACAACUGCUACCAGCAAUGGAUGCACACUUUGAGCAUUUAUGUCGAGUUUGUGCCGCCAACACAAAAUCCAAAACUAACUCAGUUAUUGAAAGUGUUUUUAUUUUCAAAACAUCGGGAUUAAAGGAUAAAAUAUCGCGACAUCUCUUCCUAAAUGUUGCGGAGGAUGACCCUCUACCAAAAGUACUUUGUAAAUCCUGCUAUCGCCAAGUGGAAGCUACAGCAUCGCUUUCAAAUAUCGCCAAACACACGCAACGUGUGUUUUGCGAUUUUUUGUUGAGCACAGUGCCAAAACAUGCUCGCGAAGCUACUGCAGCACUACUUCCUUCACCUGUCGCAUCAACAUCAGCUCACAAUAUUCGGGAAUCCAGACAGUCAGAAUCGUCUAACACUGCUAGGAACACUAUCAGCUUGGAAAAUGAUACAUUUCAACCUAUAAGGCUGACACGUCCUCCGGAGACGACUAUCACACUAGCGCAACAACAAGAGAAAAGCAGCCAAGCACACAAUGACGUUGCCGUCAACUCAAAUAAUAAUGAUAAUAAGACCGGCAGUCAGCAGCAAAAACUGCAAAAUAUAUCCAGUACUGAAACUGCCCAGUAUAACAGAAAUCGCAGUAUCGUUAAAACCAGCUUUGUUCUGCCCCCUCGGCGGAAUAGUGUGUUUGUGGAUACAAGGUAUAGCUCCACACCUAUGUCAAUAGCACAGCGUUCAAUGCAACAACCACCGUCAUUAAUGCCUUUACAUCCGGAGAUGUCUGUAACGAAAACUUUGAAAAGUAGCCCAGAAAAAAAAAAUUCGCCGGCCGGAGUGAUAAACUUUAUACAGACUCAUGGUCGCAUUACAGGCUCUGCACCAUCAAUUGCGCCCCGAAUAAACAAAAAUUAUACAGAUGAAGAGACGAGCAAAUCCAUACAUACAAAAAAUCAAAUAGAUGCAUGUUCGACUGCCCAAACCGUUAACAAUGUAGGCGUGUCCAAUUUGCCAACUAGUGUACUUCAACAAAAACGGCGUAAUCUGAAGAACGCGUUGAGUAACAUCAGUGCCAUAAGAGAUGGGCAGGUAUCUCUUUUAAAGUCGGCUCACGAGCGACAGAGUGUAGAAAAUAUUGAUAUACGACCCCUAGUUACCACCACAGUGGUGCCACACUUAUCACUUUAUGGAUCCGAGCCAUCUGUCGAGGAAGCACUACCUGAGCAUAUUAUUAUAGCUGCACCGAAAAAGAAAAAGGAAGAGUCGCACUCACACAGUCGACAAUGUAUACCCCAAUCACAAAAAAUAAUAACUGCUCCUACAAAAUCUACUCAAAAAAGUACCGAUGCAACUUCACAAAAUUUUGCUAAAUCUAAGACUCCACCCAACAUGAGCAGCUUAACUGAUGCAAUUUCACUAGGAAAUGUUAUUCGUGAUCCUGAUCUUCUAAUGCUAAUAUUGAAAGCACUCAAAUGGCCAGUCACAAGUGGAAAUUGUGAAGACCAAAUGACAAAAUUAAAGAACUCAAAAUUUGCUGUAAUAAUGUCAGACUCUAAUCUGUUGCAGGAUACUGAUUUGACUCAGCUGCUGGGCCCCUAUCUGGGACCCAUGAUGAAUGUCAUUCAACAGCAACAAAAACAACCUUCUACUACUAAUGUAUCAAGUCCUUCACCAUCAGAAAGUCCAACACAAGCCACCUCUGAACUGCAAUCGAUCGGAGACUGUACAAUGUAUAAAUUACCCCCAGAGACAUCAGUUCAGUUGGUGCCCUCCAGUCCGACAGAUAAGGAGUCGCCACAAUUGGUAUCGAAUAAGGCGUUAGGUACAAAUGCAAAGCGUUUACAACGAAAGCCAAGAGCUCGAGAAUUUCUUGGCGAUGGGCAGCAAAAUACAUCGGCUCCAGAAACUUCAAACGCUGCUGUUGUUACUAACGAAUUGCUAAACAUUAACGCAAUGCUAAUUUCUCAAUUUGGUUCAAAUCCGGCCGAUGCAAUUAACGAAGCAUUGGUUUCAAUGUUGAACCAACAGCAGGACUCAAAGAAUCAACGCCAAACUCGGCGAAGUCGUAGUGUUUCAACAACGACUACUCCCCUGAACCUAGAAGAUAUUAUUCUUGUUGAGCCGCAAACAUCCUUGGAAUCUGUUUCAACAAAUGAUGAAGUCACUUUUAAGAUUCCGCCCCGAAAACUAGUGGAACUUCCUAUUAUAACACGGCCAGUAAUAAAGCGGCGCAAAGCUGUUAUGAAAAUGUCAGAGAAAAUAAGUUCAAGUAAGGAAUGCAAUAACGAAACGAGAAUAGACAAAAGCCAUGGAGAUAAUACGACUAAGACUGAGCUCGAAAAAUGCAAGGACAAGCAAAUUACUCCUCUCGUCCCAUCUAAAACUGAUAGUAAUUCAGGUGCCCAACAUGUUAUCGAUGUGCAACAAGCACCUACAAGCACGGUGCCGGAGAUAAAUUCUAGUGAGAUCAUUAACCAUAUAGAUUUUGAAUGUACAACUGAUAUUGGGGCUACUACUAAUACCACUGAUAAAAGUUGCGCCGACAAACCAGCAAUCCCAAGCGUUCGUAAAACAGAUGUAAAAGCUGCCCUUGGACAAAAGUUAUUGGAGGCAAUAGGAUUGCCUCAGACUGGCAAAAAUGUUACUCCGGAGUGUUCACGCAACACGUUACGCAGUGCAUUGAAGCGAUCUUUGAAGCAGGCUCAAGAACAGCAACAGCACCUUAAACGCGUUAAGCUAGAGGAACCUGUCAAACAAAUGGCAGAUUCGACUACAAAGCCCGGAGCAGGAGAGUCUUCAGAAGAACACAAAAAGGCCAUUGCUGAGCGGGAACUGGAAUUGCUCAAGCGAAAGUCUAAAAACGCAGAAAAAAACAGUUCGGCAAUCAAGGAUGAGAAGUCAGAACGUAUGGAUGUAAGUUCAUCGUCAUCCCGCAAUCGUCGAAUUCGUAAUAAAUCUAAAACUGAUGCUCAUGAGGAUGACUCUGGUAUUGAAGCAAAAAAAUCUGAGCGGUGGGAUGAAGACGAUGAUUUGCCAUUAAAAACCGAAGUAGAGAAGCCCACGGAGUACAUUAAUCGUCCUAAGCGCACAAGCAAGACGGUGUCCAAGUAUUAUAAGAGUCCAGGCAUUGAUAAAGCUUUGUCAGUCCAAAAGUCUCAACAUGCCAUGGGAACUCGCUCAACUCGGCAACGAUAAACUCAAGAUGAUCGCGCUACGUUUGACAUAUUAAAUAUGUGCAGACAUUGUUAAUACUUUGUAAUCAGGCCGAACUUUACGCGGUAUAUUCAUACAUACUUCAUUGUAAAUAGUUAAACUAUUAUUCAAAAAUAUUUAAGCAUAUGUUAUCAGCUAUGCUUACCGGUAACUAAUGCAAAUGAUAUUUUCCAUUUAGCAUAUUCAUUUAUUGCAAAGAAAAUAUAAAUAAGUUAAUUGGCAAAAAAAAUUUGUAUUAUUUUACACACGCACGUAAAACUCCUAUA
Molecule: messenger RNA, 4209 nt
Organism: Drosophila albomicans
Lineage: Eukaryota; Metazoa; Arthropoda; Insecta; Diptera; Drosophilidae
Exons: 5
Coding region: 776-3925 (1049 amino acids)
Cellular component (GO): nucleus
Molecular function (GO): zinc ion binding
Source: RefSeq, a predicted model, not a curated record